AUGGUGAGAAUAGCCCAAUGGGUGUCGGCGGCACUCGUCUUGGGCGCCUCAGCCACCGAUGAGGCCUCGUCGGUGCUCACCACAGAGAUUGGCCGUCAAAACAACCAGAGUCUCUUCUGGGGCCCUUACAAGUCCAACCUCUACUUUGGCGUGCGACCCAGGACGCCAGAUGCGUUGUGGACGGGCCUCAUGUGGGGGAAGGUUGACGACUUUAGGGAUAUUCAGAACGGAUUCCGGUAUACCUGUGAGCAAGGGGAGGAUAUUCAUGGCUACGGGUGGGAUGAGUAUGAUGCUCGCAUUGGAGGCGUGCAGUCUAUUCAUGAUGAGGGCAACAAGAUUGAUCUCACCACAACCUUUGUCAAGAUCCCGGGUGGUAACCACGGAGGCAGCUGGGCUGCUAGGAUCAAGGGCGAGUUGAGGGCUGAUGCUCCCAAGAACACCAAGACCAUGCUAUUCUACUACAUUGCCCAGGACGGAGAGGGCGAGCUCGAGGCCGAGGGCGAGGGUGACGAGUUUGGAUUUGACGGAGACGUCAACUUCAAGGGCAACUCCAAGACGCUAGGUGACUACAAGCUCCUGGUCACAAAGGGCAAGGGAAAGCACCCUAAGAAAGGCCACAAGCUACUUGAGGACAGACACGGAGACACGACUCUCGUCAUGAGCUCUGAUGCCACCCCUGAGAUUAGCUGGCAGGGCAAGGCGGUUGUGUUCAAGCACCUCCAAGACGCCGUCAAACCUGUCCAGGAGAACGCGGACCAGGCUGAUCCUCCUCCCCCAUGGCAAGUCUACCGUAUCGAGCACAAGCCAGGCAAGGGCAACGUGCAGAUUGUCCAAAAGACGUUUGAGGGUCCUUUUGAGUUCGACGUCAUUUUUUCAUCCGGCUCUUCUGGGGAGGAGUACACCUCUGCCGACGUCACCGAGCAGAUCACAAAGGUCUCCGAGACCUUCAAGGAGCGAUUCGCGAGGACCUUUGAGCUCAAGGCGCCCUUCAAGAGUGAAAAGUACCGCAAGUUUGGCAAAAGCAUGUUCUCCAACCUCGUUGGCGGUAUUGGAUACUUCCACGGCCACCAGAUCAUCGACCGAUCCUAUGCGUCUGAAUACGAGGAGGAGAAUGAAGGAUUCUGGGAGGAGGCUGCCGAGGCCAUGGCGCGUAAGAAGCAGGACCUCGAAGGCCCAUACGAGCUCUUCACCAGCGUCCCAUCUCGCCCAUUCUUCCCCCGCGGCUUCCUAUGGGACGAGGGUUUCCAUCUCAUCCCAAUCGCCGACUGGGAUAUAGAUCUCACCCUUGAGAUUGUCAAGAGCUGGUACAACACCAUGGACGACGACGGCUGGAUCGCUCGUGAGCAGAUCCUUGGACACGAGGCCCGUAGCAAGGUCCCGGCUGAGUUCCAGGUCCAGUAUCCCCACUAUGCCAACCCUCCGACGCUGUUCCUCAUCAUUGAGGGCUUCAUGGAGCGCCUUCGCGCGGCCAAUGGCACUCAGCCUGCCGAGAAGGAGCAGAUUACUACUGCCGACCCCCUGCAGACGGCCCAUCUCGACAACCUUGAGAUUGGUGAGAGCUACCUGCGAAAGUUGUAUCCUCUCCUCCGACGCCAGUAUGACUGGUUCCGCAAGACGCAGCGCGGUGAUAUCAAAAGCUACGACCGUGAGGCGUACUCAACCAAGGAGGCAUACCGUUGGAGGGGCCGCACCGAGGCACACAUCCUUACCAGCGGCCUGGAUGACUACCCGCGGGCCCAGCCUCCUCACCCGGGCGAGCUCCAUGUCGAUCUCAUGUCCUGGGUCGGCCUCAUGACAAAGUCCUUGAUGAGCAUUGCCGACGCCCUCGGCAUGGCUGAGGAUGUGGACGAGUACAGGAAGAACCUGGUAGCCAUUGAGCACAACCUCAAUGAUCUUCACUGGUCUGAAGAGCAGGGCUGCUAUUGCGAUGCGACGAUCGACGAAUACGAGGAGCACACCCUCGUAUGCCACAAGGGAUACAUUUCCCUGUUCCCCUUCCUCGUCGGCUUGAUGAAGCCGGACGACCCCAAGCUCGGCAAGAUACUAGAUCUUAUUGGUGAUGAGGAGCACCUCUUCAGCCCCCACGGAAUCCGCAGUCUGAGCAAGCAGGACGAGCUCUACGGCACCAAGGAGAACUACUGGCGCAGCCCCGUGUGGAUGCCCAUCAACUAUCUCGCCGUGUCUCAGCUACGCAACGUUGCCACGCAGGAAGGGCCCUACAGGGCCAAGGCCAAGGAUCUCUUCUCGCGGCUGCGUAAGAACCUUGUCGACACGGUGUACAAGAGCUGGGAGGAGACGGGCUUCGCGUGGGAGCAGUACAACCCGGACACGGGGGCCGGGCAGCGGACGCAGCAUUUCACCGGAUGGACCAGCCUAGUGGUCAAGAUCAUGGCUAUGGAGGACCCCAGUGACGAGGGAGCCGCCCCUGUGAGGGACGAGCUGUGA
This is a messenger RNA of Fusarium vanettenii 77-13-4, 2445 nucleotides long. RefSeq names its product glycoside hydrolase family 63. Bases 1 to 2445 code for a protein of 814 amino acids. The record is from RefSeq and is a predicted model, not a curated record. Gene Ontology annotation, cellular component: endoplasmic reticulum membrane. The transcript is spliced from 3 exons. Lineage: Eukaryota; Fungi; Ascomycota; Sordariomycetes; Hypocreales; Nectriaceae. Gene Ontology annotation, biological process: oligosaccharide metabolic process; protein N-linked glycosylation. Gene Ontology annotation, molecular function: Glc3Man9GlcNAc2 oligosaccharide glucosidase activity.